Molecule: messenger RNA, 1470 nt
Organism: Encephalitozoon hellem ATCC 50504
Lineage: Eukaryota; Fungi; Microsporidia; Unikaryonidae
Product: ATP-dependent RNA helicase
Exons: 1
Coding region: 1-1470 (489 amino acids)
Biological process (GO): P-body assembly; cytoplasmic stress granule assembly
Cellular component (GO): P-body; cytoplasmic stress granule
Molecular function (GO): RNA helicase activity; mRNA binding; ATP binding
Source: RefSeq, a predicted model, not a curated record
AUGAAAAGCAUGAUUGAGGAAGUGAAGAAGGACGGAAAAAGAAAUGGAGGGAAUUCCCACGAAAAGACUUGGAAUAGAAAAGGCCUUUUGCAAGAAAGACAUGCUGAGAGGGUACCUUCCAAUCGAGGCGAAAUUGUGAAGCCUGGAGAUGGAGUGGGUGCUAACAGGAGGGGGAGAUAUGAAAACGGCCUGAGCAUCGAUGCAAAUGAAAAGAAAGCAAGUGCAGAAGACAUCAUGGCAUGCGAAGCUUCUUCGUCGAGUGGAAGUGUAGAAGAAGGCAUGAAAAAGUUGCUGUCGAAGGACGUAAGGCCAGCAGAGGGUAUUAGGUGGGAGGCAUUCGGGCUAAAGCCCUUGCUUCUGAAGAGAAUAUACAGUAUUGGAUAUGAAUUCCCCUCACCCGUCCAAGCAGAAUCUAUUCCACAUGCUCUCAGGGGAAAGAAUCUACUGGUUAGAUCGAAGAACGGGACUGGAAAAACAGCGUCCUAUGUGAUUCCUAUGCUCAAUGCCAUAAACCCCGAGGAGCUGAGCAUUCAGGGGGUUAUACUUGUUCCUAUAAGGGAGCUUGCACUACAGAUAUCAAGGAAUGUCAAGAGGCUAUCUGAAGGCAUGGGGGUGAUAUCUGUGCCUGUUGUUGGGGGAACAAAUAUGCAGGAUGACAUCAUAAGGGUAUCCAAUGGGGUCCAUGUGAUGGUGGGGACACCAGGGAGGAUAGUGGAUCUGGUUGAGAAGAAGAUUGGAGUGCUCUCAAAGAAGGUUGUGCUUGUGUUUGACGAAGCAGACAAGCUACUUGAUGUGACGUUUGGAGAAACAGUCACCAGGCUUCUGGAGCUACUGCCUAAAGAAAGGCAGAUAUUACUGUACUCAGCAACAUUUCCAUAUUUUGUUACGGGCUUCACCAAGAAAUACAUGAAGGAGCCACUAUGCAUAAACUUGAUGAAGGAGCUCGCACCCAUAGGAAUCAGGCAGUUCUACACGCAGGUGAAGCCCUCUGAAAAGCUUCUGUGCCUGAGAUCCCUUCUUUUGAAACUGAAGAUUAAUCAAUGUGUGAUAUUCUGUAACAGCAUCAGGACUGUGGAGCUCCUUGCCAUGAAGAUUACUGGAAUGGGGAUGCCUUCUUAUUUUAUUCAUUCAAAGAUGGCACAGGAGGAUAGAAAUAUAGUGUUCCAUAACUUUCUGAAAGGAAAGUGUAAGAUUCUAGUUGCAACCGACCUCAUCACACGUGGAGUCGAUGUCCCAAACACAAACUAUGUGAUCAACUUCGAUGUUCCCAAGUCUCCUGAGUCUUAUCUCCAUAGGAUUGGAAGGGCAGGUAGAUUUGGAACACGUGGUGUUGCAAUAAGCCUGGUUACGAUAGAAGAAAAAGAGAUGCUGGCAGAUAUAGAGACAAAGCUAGGAAAGGAAAUAUCUCCACUUUCUGACGGAGGUCUAAACCGCUUACAUGAAAGUAACAUAGACAAGAAUCAAGAAUAA